Peronospora matthiolae is the source of this 687-nucleotide messenger RNA. NCBI's taxonomy places the organism in Eukaryota, Oomycota, Peronosporomycetes, Peronosporales, Peronosporaceae. The record is from the annotation of a GenBank genome assembly.
AUGUCGAAUCCUGGAUCCACGCGCGCGCAGUUCACCAAAAUGACGACAGCAGGUGUCUUCACGCCGACGUAUGUGAACUCGACGAACCACUUACCGUCCCCAUCAACGGCCUUGGAACUUGAUACGCCCCGCGCAAUGGAAGUCGUCCCAGGUGACGGGGUCCCUACGGGCGCAUGGGCCGCAGGUCUCUUCGACUGCUUUGACAGCCUCACGCCCAAUUGUUUCAUGGUCACCUUCUGUCCAUGCGUGGCAUUGGCCCAGCUGACUACUCGACUGGGUAUCGCUCCCUACCGCGUCGUGUUGAGUUUGAUGGUCUUCGUGACGCUCGUUGAGCUCGCUGUGUUUACGCUCAUUUGGACGUCGACAGGUGACGAAGACAAGAAGUACAGAGGCUUUUUCUACGACUCGAGUGAGGACUCGAACAAGGUCGUGAACGUCACGUUUGUCGUCAUCACGCUCAUUGUGCAGCUCCUGCUGUCGGUCUUCAUUUGGUACCUCCGCGUGAAAACGCGCACGCGGUUUGAGCUCCCGGGCUCGGUGUUCACGGAUUGGCUCAGCACGUGGUUCUGCCCGUGUUGUACGGUUGCUCAGCUGCGCACGCACGUCCGCUGCUACCAGCCCGGCAGCUGCGACUUUCGAGCACCGGAUGUGCUCCAGGCUUACCCGGGCAAGUCGUAUGCAGUGUAG